Molecule: messenger RNA, 2142 nt
Organism: Lodderomyces theae
Lineage: Eukaryota; Fungi; Ascomycota; Pichiomycetes; Serinales; Debaryomycetaceae
Product: kinetochore-associated Ndc80 complex subunit
Exons: 1
Coding region: 1-2142 (713 amino acids)
Biological process (GO): attachment of mitotic spindle microtubules to kinetochore
Cellular component (GO): Ndc80 complex
Source: RefSeq, a predicted model, not a curated record
AUGAGCCAAUCCACAAAUGCACCACCUCUAAAACCACUUUUCCCACUACGAAAACAACAACGAUUCACCAAUGGUGGAACCCGUUUGUCGCUAGGGACAGCUUCGAGAUCAUCAACUACUAAUUCAACAGCAGGCAUGACGCCUCCAAUUGCCAAUUCGUACGGAAGAAGACUAAGUACAGGAGCGAAUGGAAAUGUCCCACAAGCAAAUCCACGUCAAAGCUUUCAAACAAGUGUUCAAUCCAGCACGUUGCAUGACAAUACCCCAUCCACAGGAAACAAACGUAGAUCUGUGUUGUACUCGGUUCCUGCAUCAACAAACAAGAAAAGAGCAAGUUUGGGGAUACCAUCGCUGCAGGUGUCACAACUGACUAACGCUCCAAGGACAAGUUUUCAGGCUCUGCAGGAACUUCAGCAGAGGCAAUCACAACUGCAACUGCAACAACCGUAUCCCAAUCGACAAAUACACUCGUCACAACCAACACCACUGUCAUCACAGCUGUUACCGUUUCAAUCGCAUAUACCCCAGCCUCAGUUUGGAGCGCUACAUCUGCUUUCCACUGAUAGAGCAUUGAAUCGAGCAAGACAAGAAGAAAUGACUCAAAGGAUCUACGCGUUUCUUGCUAAAAACCACUUUGAAGUGAAAACAUCCAUAUCUUUGAAUGAAAACACCUUAAAGAUUCCAACGCAACGUAAUUUUUACGAAAUAUUCAAGUUCAUGUACCAAUUCAUAAACCCAUUCUAUUCAUUUCACAAAUCUGCAGAACAGGAGAUAAUACCGAUACUAAAAGGAUUACAGUACCCAGCAUUGGGCACGAUAUCACGCUUACAGUUUAAUGCUGUUGGUGGUCAAAAUUGGCCCAAUUUCUUGGCGAUUUUGGAGUGGAUUCUUAUACUUGUCGAGUCCAAUGCCGAUGAUGUUAAUGUUGAUGUUGAUACUGAUGACCUCAGUCCCAACGACGAUUUUGAUCGUAUUUUCAUGAAAUUCAACUAUAACUGCUACCUCAAGUUCCUUAAUGCCGAUGAAGACUACGAAGCUUUGCACCAACAAAUGUUGGCAGAGUUUGACGAAGAAAUGAAGAAUUACCGAAGUCAGGAAGACAAUCUCAUUACUCAAAAGAACAAAUUGGAAGAAAAUAUCAAACGCUUAUUGAACGAGUUGAGACUCAGAGAUGAUGCCGAUAGAAAGACAAUAGCCUUGGAAGAGGAUUUUACCAAGCUUCGACAAUACAUUGAAGAAGUUCAAAAGAGAAUUCCCGAGUGGGCAGCAAAAUUACAUCAAUUGCUGGAUGAAGUCCAUGCGGCAAGUGAAAACUUGACGCUGUUGCAGGAAGAAAGAGAGAUGUUGAAGCGAGAGUUCCAGGUGAAGGGAAUAUCAAUCGAGGCAAUUCUCGAUUUAGAAGUCAAACGUGACAAAUUGUUGAAAAAAGUUGAACAAGAGACAAUCAAUCUAGAGGAAAAGAAAGACCAUUUGCAAGAAAGAAUAGCUGAUGUUGAAAAUGCAACUUUUGUGAUGGAAAAAUUGGUACUGAGUUACAACAUUUCUGUGGAAAGAUUCAACUAUCAUAAUCUGGGUGAUUACAACUUUGGAUUACAACUUAAGGACUUGAGUGAUUUUUCGAUUGCAUAUGAAAGAGACGAGCUAUUCAAGGACAAGACACUAGGAGAAGAGUCACAUCAACUCAACCUGUUACUUAGCAGUAAUUUGAGCAAGUUGGCGCGAAACCAAGAGGAAAUCGCUGAUCUCAAAAGUCAAUUCAGUUCAAUGGAGGAUAAGAUCAAAAAUCAACACGAAGUCUUGGACGAGCUUCAAAAAGCAGAGUACGACCAAAAAUCCAAGAAUGAUGGAAUAUCUCAGGAAAUUUACAACCUUCAAGCCCAGAUGUCGCAAGAUAUAGAAAGCCGUGAAAAGAGAAUAAGAGAUACCAAUUCAUCAAUAACAAGGGACAUUCUUCAUUAUGAACGUGCUAUUCAAAACACUCAUCUCCAGAAAAAGAUUGCUAUUCAGCACGUACAGCAAAAGCAACUUGAACUUGAUGAGCAAAUUUCCAAGGUCCAUGCCAACGCUACAAAGUUCAAGACGUCAUUGGUUGAACGAUUGAUAUCUGCGUUUGAUGAUUUGAGUUUGAGUUCCAAUAGUUGA